CUCUCUUGCUGAUAUAGAUAUAAUAAGAAUGGGGUUACCUUCCACAUCACUAGACACUAGCUGGUGCCUGUUUGCACUUCCAGCCAUAGCAGGAUCACAAAACUUACUUCACAACCCGCUCUUAGUCAUCCUAAUUGCACUUCUUUCCAUUGGGCUUCUAGCAUGGGCCUUCCCAAGAGGAGGAGGAGGUGUAGCAUGGAAAAACGGAAGAAACCAAAUGGGCCAGCUCGCUAUUCCAGGGCCCAAAGGAGUCCCAAUCUUUGGCCUCUUGUUUAGCCUAAGCCUAAGCCAUGGGCUACCUCACCGCACCCUCGCUUCCAUGGCUUCAUCUCUAACGGCAACAAAACUCAUGGCCUUCAGUUUGGGCUCAACCCCCGCAGUCAUAACCUCAGAUGCUGACGUGGCGCGUGAAAUCUUGAACUCACCCCACUUCGCCGACCGUCCCGUUAAACAAUCCGCUAAGAGGCUCAUGUUCGACCGCGCCAUUGGGUUCGCACCCAACGCACCGUAUUGGCGUCUGCUGCGGAGGCUUGCCUCCACCCACCUCUUCUCCCCGCGGCGCAUCCUAGCCCACGAGCCCCGUCGCCUGCUCCACUGCGCCGCCAUGCUGCGUGACGUGGCUCACGAACAGUCCAAACACGGCUUCGUGCGCCUCAGGAAACACCUUCAAGACGCGGCUCUUAACAACAUUAUGGACACCGUUUUUGGAAGAAGGUAUAAACGAGACGAAUGCCGUAAUGAGUUGGAAGAGGUGCGAGAGAUGGUGAGGGAAGGGUUUGAGAUUUUGGGGGCUUUCAACUGGUCCGAUUAUGUUCCUUGGAUGAGCUUGUUUUAUGACCCUUUACGUAUUCGAGAACGGUGCUCGGUUCUUGCGCCUAGGGUUAAGGAAUUUGUGAAGCGGGUUUUGGAGGAGCACCGAGUGGCUCCGUUCAAGGAACUUUCUGAUGACUCGGAUUUUGUGGAUGUUCUGCUCUCUCUAGAGGGGGAUGACAAGCUCCAAGAUGAUGAUAUCAUUGCCGUUUUAUGGGAAAUGAUAUUCCGUGGCACGGAUACAACUGCACUUCUUACCGAGUGGGUAAUGGCGGAGCUUGUUUUGAACCAACAAGUUCAGACUAAGCUUCGCGAUGAACUAGACAAGGUCGUGGGAAACAAAAGAGAAGUUACAAACUCCGAUGUGAUAAAACUUGCAUACCUGGAAGCCGUUGUGAAGGAGACAUUGCGAGUGCAUCCAAUUGGGCCCCUCCUUUCUUGGGCCCGUUUGUCCACGUCAGAUAUCCAGCUCAGCAACGGGAUGGUGGUCCCAGGCAACACCACCACAAUGGUGAACAUGUGGGCCAUAACCCACGACCCCAACGUGUGGCACGAGCCACUAGUGUUCAGGCCCGAGAGGUUCGUGAAGAGUGAAGGAGGGGUUGAAGUGGAUGUUAGAGGUGUUGACCUUAGGCUGGCACCAUUUGGAGCUGGACGUAGGGUUUGCCCAGGGAGGAACCUAGGCCUUGUGACUGUGAGCCUUUGGGUGGCUAACUUGGUUCACCACUUUCACUGGUUCCAAGACACGGCUAAUCCACUUGACCUAACCGAGGUUCUCAAGCUAUCUUGUGAGAUGAAGAACCCUCUCAAAGCUGUGGCUUUUCCUAGGUUUACUUAAUUAAAGUCCAAGAUAAUUAUUCUAAGAUUAAGUUGGUGUACGUCUAAGAUAUACUAUAUAUAGAAACUUGUGUUUUAGGAAGAUCCUCAAUUUUCCUAAAGGUUUAUAAGUGUGGGGGAUUAUUUAUCUAGCUUUAAUUACGUACUGUGUUACUAUAUGUAUU
This is a messenger RNA of Cajanus cajan (pigeon pea), 1811 nucleotides long. It is a transcript of the gene CYP78A7, whose product is annotated as cytochrome P450, family 78, subfamily A, polypeptide 7. The record is from RefSeq and is a predicted model, not a curated record. Gene Ontology annotation, molecular function: monooxygenase activity; heme binding; oxidoreductase activity, acting on paired donors, with incorporation or reduction of molecular oxygen. Lineage: Eukaryota; Viridiplantae; Streptophyta; Magnoliopsida; Fabales; Fabaceae.